AUGAUACGGUGCGACUUUCUUGCAAGUAUGUGGCCCGUGGCAGUGGUUUGGGUGUCGCUGAAACAACUUGUUUUUGGUGCUUCAUCAUGGCCCCAAACCAGAACGAGAGGGAAAGAACUUUGUGCCAAACUUGGCCCUUUGAUUUUGAGUGAUGCACAUCCUGUGUUCAUUUUCAACGCUGGGUUGCCAAGGAAAGUGGAAUAUUUCAGUGGCGGCUUCAAGCGGUUCACACAGGCUGAAUUGUGGCAACUGGUGGUGCGCCGGCCAACGAAUGCGCACUCCAUUGAGGACUUCCACCCAGGGCAGCAUUUGGUGCUCCAGGGCCUGGGCCGCGCGAGCACCGAUCGCUAUGUGGCACUGGUGGCUGCUGGGCUCCUGUUGCCGAUCCAAUGGAUGUUUAUGGGCAUUUCAUGUGGGGAUUCUGAACUCAGAGUGUCUACAGGGGUUGGAGGUUCAGCACAAUUUUCACUUGCGACUUUUCUAUGGCAUGUGCAUGUAGGCAUAAGAAUUUCAAUCUAUCUACAUGUGAGGGAUGUGAUGCCCAGCAGGCUCGUCCGAUUCGGAGCGGCCUCCCCCGUCUUUCCCCCGGCCUUCGGACGAGCAAGACUCGAAGCUGUGAGCCGCAUUGGUGGUGCGGCUUUCCGCUACUAG
Messenger RNA from Durusdinium trenchii, 651 nucleotides. The record is from the annotation of a GenBank genome assembly. Lineage: Eukaryota; Dinophyceae; Suessiales; Symbiodiniaceae.